Messenger RNA from Sclerotinia sclerotiorum 1980 UF-70, 2367 nucleotides. RefSeq lists its product as hypothetical. Gene Ontology annotation, molecular function: RNA binding. NCBI's taxonomy places the organism in Eukaryota, Fungi, Ascomycota, Leotiomycetes, Helotiales, Sclerotiniaceae. The record is from RefSeq and is a predicted model, not a curated record. The coding region runs from base 1 to 2367 and encodes 788 amino acids. The transcript is spliced from 3 exons.
AUGACCACGACCCACGAGCCAUCCAAGGUUCCCUUGGUGGUUCCCAAUAUCAUUGAUUCCAUGAUAGCUGUUGACAAUAUUGAAUCCCCGCAAUCCGAUACUCGAUUUUCAGAUGCAUAUGAUGAGAAGGAUGAGGAUACAACAGUAGCAAAAGCUGAGGAGGAAGAUACAAGCGAUGAUUAUGCCAUGACAUUUGACUCUGAUGGGGAAGAACAUUCAGAUAGUCACGAUAUAUCACAGGCAGUUGACCAAGAGUUGAGCAAUCUUUCUAACGCAGUGCCAACCAGCGAAUUGCCUACUUCUAUUUCCAACGAUCGAUCUGCCACAUUUGAUUCCCAAAAUGGCCCAGAAACCCAACCCGCCCUUCUUAUCCCUUCUCUUACUGUCCCUCCGAUUCCUCAAUCUACAGCUGCCCAAAGCUCUGAUCAUUCUCAAAAUCCCAUUACCAAUACCGAACCCACAAGCUCUGAGGAUUCCAACGGAGAAAUAGACAUCCAACAACUUUUGGACAAUAUUACUGCCAAUGCCGAGAUAAAUGCACAAGCUGCCCGCCCAAAUUCUUCCUCUUCUAGCAAUGUCCCUCCAAAAGGUAGCUCAAGUCUGCCUACCCAUGCAAGCCUUCCCCCUCGUCCACAAAUUACACAAAUUCCCAAACGUUCCAAUUAUACUUCUUUCGAUGAGCCCCUUAAGUACAAUGCUGGAGGUUCAGGUUAUUCACACCAACCCAAUUCCUAUAACCAUUCUGGUGUAACAUCAUCAUUAGUUGCAGUCGGUGCUCCUGGUACCGCUACUGAUUCCCGAUAUGGACUUCCCCCACCCCCAUCUGUUUCUUUCAAUCAUUCCCCUCAAGAUACGAACAGCCCACAACCCUAUUUACAAUCCCACCGCAUGCCAUCCGUCGUUUCCUCCGAUGGUCAUGAUAAUGAUGACAGACCAUGGGGUCCGAUAGUCCAGAAAAAAUAUGAUGAAUUCCUUGAUAGAGAACGCACAUAUGUCACUGAAGGGCUUUGGGAACGAUUCCCCAAAGGCUCACGAUUGUUUAUAGGUAAUCUCCCAUCGGAAAAACUCACCAAACGAGAUCUGUUCCAUGUUUUUCACAAGUAUGGUGAACUUGCCCAAAUAUCGAUCAAACAAGCAUUUGGCUUUGUUCAGUUUCAUGAUGCAUCAGCUUGUCAUAAAGCUCUCGAGAUGGAACAGGGCAAAGAAGUCAGAGGCCGCAAAAUGCAUCUCGAAGUCUCCAAGGCACAGAAGAACACACGAAAGGAUCAUACUAGCGGUCAAUCCUGGAGAAGAUCCCAAUCUCCUGAACAUACAAGAGGAAACGCAUCAGGUCGUAAUCGGAAUGCCCAAUUCGAAACUCGUGGUUCUGGCUACAACCAUAAUGAUCGCCAUAGAUCGCAACAACAACAUGGGAAUCAGCGUACACAUGAUGGAUAUCGACCGGGUAGAUCGCCAUCGCCAAUUCGAGGCUAUAGAGGUAGAGAUGAAUACAGGUCUACCCGUAACAAUGACUCGUACGAUAGUAGAGAUAGACGGCGUUCACGAUCUCCAUUUUCAGGCGGACAACGUGGCAGCUAUCGAGACCGGAGCCCGAGUCCGAGAAGUCGUGAAGCCAGUGAAGAUGGUGCACUUCAAAUUCCGCGACGUGAACCAUCAAUGGUUCCUGAUGUUCAAAUCAUUCUCACGGCGGAGCUAGACCGAGGAUUUGUCUCCUGGGUCGAAGGAGAACUUCGUGGACGAGGUGUGAAAACCGAAGUAAUGUUCCUCAGCCCUCGGCUCCCUCUUCAAGCUGUCGUACGAAGACAGAUUCUCGAAGGUGUCAUCGCCGUUUCUGAACUUGAUAUGAGAUCUCAGAAUGCCAGCAAAAUACCCCUUCAAGUAUUUGAUCGCUCGGGAGGCAUAAAUGCUGCAGUUCGAUUCGACGAAUAUCAGGACCUGGAACCCAAAAUUGCUGCGGAGCUUGUUGUCCGCGCGAAAGCCACGGCUCAAAGACCUCAGUACCCACCAAACCCAGCUCCAGUGUACCAAGCACCAACAGCACAACCAAGCCCAAACCUUGCAAAUAUUAUGGGACAGUUGGAUAAUCCUACUUUGCAGAAAUUGCUAGGUACAUUAAACAAUAUGCCUCCACAGCAGAAUGCACCCGCUGUGGCAACAAACUCGACAGUUGACCUUGUGAGUCUGUUAGGUGGUCUAGCUCCACAACAGCAACAAGUCUAUCAGCAAUCAAUCCCACAAGCAGCAGCCGGACCUUAUGGUGGCUAUAAUAAUAACGUUGUAUAUGGACAACCAGCUGCACAACAAAAUGGACAAGAUGCACAGCAGGUUCAGGCUAUUAUGGCUCAAUUGGCCAGAUACAGACAGUAA